CAUUUGUUAUCAAGAAUAAUACAGUUAGUUGGCCGCGGCUCGCGAAAUACCUGUUUAACUUCUAUUAGAAUCAUGGAACCCAAAGUUAACUUGAAACAGGACCCAGCUUUCGUAGAAAUACAGAAAUUCUACGAUGCCAAUGCCGACAAAAUCAACAUACAACAACUUUUCAAAGAAGAUGCCGAUCGCUUCAAUAAAUUCAGUCUUCGCAUCCCCACUCCGAAUGACGGAGAUAUCUUGCUGGACUACUCCAAGAACCGCAUCAAUGAGCAGGUGUGGAGUCUACUGCUGAACCUGGCCAAAAGCAGGAAUGUGGAGAAAGCCAGAGAUGCUAUGUUCUCAGGUGAGAAAAUAAACUUCACGGAGGACCGUGCAGUGUUGCACAUAGCUCUGCGCAACCGUCAGAACCGUCCCAUCUUGGUGGGCGGCAAGGAUGUCACGCCUGACGUCAACGCAGUCCUCGCUCACAUGAAGGAGUUCUCCGGACAGGUCGUCAGUGGACAAUGGAAGGGGUACACAGGCAAGCCGAUCACAGAUGUGAUCAAUAUUGGUAUCGGAGGGUCCGACCUGGGGCCGCUGAUGGUCACCGAAGCUCUGAAACCUUACGCCAACCAUCUAAAGGUCCACUUUGUCUCCAACAUCGACGGCACCCAUUUAGCCGAGGUGCUGAAGCGACUGAACCCUGAGACGGCGCUGUUCAUCAUCGCCUCCAAGACUUUCACCACUCAGGAGACCAUCACCAACGCUACUUCAGCCAAGACUUGGUUCCUAGAGGCUGCUAAGGAUCCGUCAGCCGUAGCGAAGCACUUUGUAGCUCUAUCAACAAAUGCUGAGAAGGUGACCGCAUUCGGGAUUGAUCCCAACAACAUGUUCGGAUUCUGGGACUGGGUGGGAGGCAGGUACUCACUCUGGUCAGCUAUCGGUCUGUCUAUCUCCCUCUACAUCGGGUACGACAACUUUGAGAAGCUUCUAGAAGGAGCCAGCUUCAUGGACCAACACUUUACCACUGCGCCGUUGGAGAAAAAUGCGCCAGUGAUCCUAGCGCUCCUCGGCGUGUGGUACUCGAACUUCUACGGCGCGGAGACACACGCGCUACUGCCCUACGACCAGUAUUUACAUAGAUUCGCCGCUUACUUCCAGCAAGGCGACAUGGAAAGUAAUGGUAAGUAUGUGACUCGGUCGGGGGCCCAGGUUGACUACAGCACGGGCCCCAUCGUGUGGGGGGAGCCCGGGACUAACGGACAACAUGCCUUCUACCAACUCAUACAUCAGGGGACCAGGUUGAUCCCCUGCGACUUCAUUGCGCCGGCGCAGACUCACAACCCGAUCUCUAACGGCGUGCACCAUAAGAUCUUACUUGCGAACUUCCUCGCACAGACUGAAGCGCUCAUGAAGGGGAAGACUGCUGACGAGGCUAAAGCAGAGUUAGAAAAAUCAGGCAUGGCAGCGGACGCGGUCGCUAAGAUCCUCCCGCACAAAGUAUUCAAGGGCAACCGUCCAACCAACUCCAUCGUCGUGAAGAAAGUCACGCCAUUCACUCUCGGAGCUCUUAUUGCGCUUUACGAACACAAAAUCUUCACUCAAGGUGUGAUUUGGGACAUUAACUCCUUUGACCAGUGGGGCGUGGAACUCGGCAAGCAAUUAGCCAAGGCGAUAGAGCCCGAAUUACAGGACAAUAGUCCCGUAUCCAGCCACGACGCGUCCACAAAUGGACUCAUUAACUUCUUGAAAGCAAACUUUUAAUUAUAUGUAUUAGAGCCGUUUUCUAAUCGUUCUUAAUUAUUUUUUUAAAUUACGUAUGUAGAUUUGAGAGUUGUAUUUGGGAGUAGUUUAAAAGUUAAUGAUGUUCAUAAAUCGGCAGCAAAAUCUAUUUUGAUUCUAUAUUUUAAUAAUACUAUGUUCGGCUUCGCUGACGUGGAAAGAGUUUCGACUAGGUUUCGAUUCUGUAGGAAUAUCGGGGUUAGGUCGGAACUUAGUCUAUAGUACUCUCUAAAAGUGAUUUUUCGAAUUGGUUCAGUAGUUUCGAAGCCUGUUUAAUGUAAACAAGCAAAUAAUACUUCCAUCUAAUAUUACAGCAACUUUACAGCCAUCAAAUCUCCUCUCAAUAGAUUAUAACUAUACAAAAGUGACAAUACUCGUUAAAUUGUGUUAAAGAUUUUAUAUGAAUUGUUUUUAACGAAAAGGACCACAAAAAUCUCUUUAUUAUACAUAAUAUUAUUGUUGAAAUUUUCCAAUUAUU
Spodoptera litura is the source of this 2239-nucleotide messenger RNA. It is a transcript of the gene Pgi, whose product is annotated as glucose-6-phosphate isomerase. Gene Ontology annotation, biological process: glycolytic process; glucose 6-phosphate metabolic process; gluconeogenesis. Gene Ontology annotation, molecular function: glucose-6-phosphate isomerase activity; monosaccharide binding; carbohydrate derivative binding. Lineage: Eukaryota; Metazoa; Arthropoda; Insecta; Lepidoptera; Noctuidae. The record is from RefSeq and is a predicted model, not a curated record. Gene Ontology annotation, cellular component: cytosol.